This is a messenger RNA of Panicum virgatum (switchgrass), 432 nucleotides long. RefSeq names its product probable E3 ubiquitin-protein ligase ATL44. NCBI's taxonomy places the organism in Eukaryota, Viridiplantae, Streptophyta, Magnoliopsida, Poales, Poaceae. The record is from RefSeq and is a predicted model, not a curated record. The transcript has a single exon. Bases 1 to 432 code for a protein of 143 amino acids.
AUGAGCGCCGGCGCCGUGCUCGCGCUCCAGAUCGCCGCGGGGGCCCUCGUGGCGGCGCUUGUCGUCGCGGUCAUAGUCGCCGCCGCCUGGGGCGGCGCGGGGCGCGGCGGCGCCGCGGUGCACGACGGCGACGUCGAGCGGGCGCUCGGGGCCGCCACGGUCACGACGUACGAGCGGGCGGCGGGCGCGCCGCCUGCACCGGAGGGGAAGGCGGCGGACCGCUGCGCCAUCUGCCUGUCGGAGUACGCCGGGGGCGACGAGCCGGUGCGCAUGGUGCCGGCGUGCGGGCACUUCUUCCACGCGGAGUGCGGUGUCGACGGCUGGCUCCGGGCGCGCCGGACGUGCCCGCUCUGCCGCGGCGGGCUUUGGCCGAUGCCGCGGUGCCAGCCCAUGCCACCGCAAGAUGGCGGCGACGCGGUGGCCGUCCCCUAG